Messenger RNA from Pteronotus mesoamericanus, 2655 nucleotides. RefSeq names its product ankyrin repeat and SOCS box containing 13 (gene ASB13). Gene Ontology annotation, biological process: protein ubiquitination; intracellular signal transduction; positive regulation of protein catabolic process. Lineage: Eukaryota; Metazoa; Chordata; Mammalia; Chiroptera; Mormoopidae. Bases 146 to 982 code for a protein of 278 amino acids. Gene Ontology annotation, molecular function: protein binding. The record is from RefSeq and is a predicted model, not a curated record. The transcript is spliced from 6 exons.
CGCUGGCCCGGAGUCCCGCGAGGCGCGCCACCACCACCGGGGAACUACAACUCCCGGCGCUCGCGGCCAUCUCUGCCAGAAGCCCUUGGCCCCGGCACGAAGAGUCACCGGGAGACGCAGCUGGGGGCGCGUGGCAGCAAGCGGCAUGGAACCUGGGGUCGCUGACGGCUGCUUCCUGGGCGACGUGGGUUUCUGGGUGGAGCGCACCCCCGUGCACGAGGCUGCCCAUCGUGGUGAGGCCCUGGAGCUGCAGCAGCUGAUCGAGAAUGGUGCCUGUGUCAACCAGGUCACGGUGGAUUCCAUCACACCCUUACAUGCAGCCAGUCUGCAGGGCCAGGCACAGUGUGUGCAGCUGCUCCUGGCUGCUGGGGCCCAGGUGGACGCCCGGAACAUCGACGGCAGUACCCCUCUCUGCGAUGCCUGUGCCUCAGGCAGCAUCGAGUGUGUGAAGCUCUUGCUUUCCUAUGGGGCCAAAGUCAACCCACCCCUGUACACAGCCUCCCCACUGCAUGAGGCCUGCAUGAGUGGAAGUUCCGAGUGUGUGAGGCUUCUCAUUGAUGUUGGGGCCAAUUUGGAAGCACACGAUUGCCAUUUUGGGACCCCCCUGCACGUUGCUUGUGCCCGGGAGCAUCUGGACUGUGUCAAAGUGCUGCUCAAUGCAGGGGCCAAUGUGAAUGCAGCAAAGCUUCAUGAGACAGCCCUUCAUCAUGCAGCCAAGGUAAAGAACGUGGACCUCAUCGAGAUGCUGAUCGAGUUUGGAGGCAACAUCUAUGCACGGGACAACCGGGGGAAGAAGCCCUCUGACUACACGUGGAGUAGCAGUGCCCCUGCCAAAUGCUUUGAGCACUACGAAAAGACACCUUUAACCCUGUUGCAGCUCUGCAGGGUGAGCUUUAGAAGGGCCACCGGUGUCAGAGGGCUGGAGAAAAUCGCCAAGCUGAACAUCCCUUCCCGGCUCAUCAAUUACCUGUCCUACAACUGAGCUGCAGGCAUGGCAGGCGGGAGCUGGCCUUGCUGAGCCCAGCGCUGUUUGUCUGAAACCCUCAAUUGCUAUAGAUGUCUGUUGGCCAUCCUGUUUUGUCUUCUCUGCAGACUCCUGGAGAAUAUUUCCAAGGCAUUGGAAAGGCGCUGCUGCCUCAGCUUCUGUGGGGGACAUGGCCCUGUUCCUGCUUUCCUGGAACUUUGCUCUAACUCUGGAGUUUCCAGCUGUCCAUUUGUCCUCUUUUCACUGAUGUUCCUCAGAAGGACUCUCAGGAAAGACUCUUCUGGGAGUACAGGGGAAGGCCAGGCAGGGCUGGGGUCCAGGGUACUGCUGUUGAUUUCCACAUGCCUGGGAGAUCCAGGAGCAUGAUGCCAUCUCAGAUUCAUUCAGCAUUAGGCGACCCUGUGCCACAGAGGGUGGGCCGUGGGAGGUAAGGUCCUGACUACGUGGCCUGGGAUGGCUGCAUUGGUGAUAUCCUGCCAUUUGGAUGCCUUUCUUCUGGAGCUGAGGAUGGGUACUUUCCAAGGUCCACCUGUGCCCAGGUGUACCCAUCACUCAGGGGCUUUGGAUGGGUCUUGUGGAGGAAGGCUCAGGGUCUUCAUUCCCCACAAGCAGCACGGUGUUUCAUAGAAAGUUUUACUUCAGUUUUAUGUCUCAACCUAAAAAGUUUAUGUCAGGGAUAAAAAAACUUUUAGAAGAUAUAUAGACUGUAACUUAGGUUUAUUUAAUGAAUUAAAAAGCAAGAUGAGCAGUCACUUCCAAAGUGAAGGAUUGUUAGGAAAUGCUUUGGAGAUCAUUUUUCUUCUUUCUAUGGUUGCCAGAUAUAGACUGUAACUUAGGUUUAUUUAAUGAGUUAAAAAGCAAGAUGAGCAGUCACUUCCAAAGUGAAGGAUUGUUAGGAAAUGCUUUGGAGAUCAUUUUUCUUCUUUCUAUGGUUGCCAGAUGAAUUCCUUCCUACCCUAAAUUUUGCUAACUCCUUGAAUCUCUGAAAUUGAUAGAUGUUGCCAGCACCCAAUGGGUAUUAUCAACCAUUGAUUCGUGCAUUCUGCAGAUACUUGUGGAAUAUCUGUUAUGCUUAAGGCGUUGUCUCGGUGCAUUGAACUGGAUAAAAUUCAGACUCAUUAUCACAGAGAGGGAAAGAAAGAAUUUUGCGAUCUCUUUCUAUAGUAAUGGAAACAAGUAAUUCCAUAUUAUAAGCUACGCAGUGAACUAUUAAGAAUAUUCAGACUGCAUUUGUCUGCCUAAGAUUCUGUAUCAUAAUAAUAAUUUUUAAAAAAGCAAAAAACCAGGGAGUUAAGCUAGGGGACGUUGCAUAAUUAGCUCAGGUAUAUAUGGUUUCUGGGGAAACAGAGAAGGCACCCCUUGUGAACACCCCAGAAAUGUGGACGUUGCUACAUUCUUCUAGACAAUAUGGAAUAGAAUGAGCCUGAAUUGGCCAAGGGAAUGUCAAGCGCACUACCCAACCAGAGGAUCUGUGCAGUUAUUUGGGGCCCCAAAUCUGGUGGAAAGUUUCAUGCCGGUUGCAGUUUUUUUUCCAUCUCACUGUUCCAGCCAUGAUUAUAUCAUUCUAUGCUGAAAGACAAGGCACUCCCAUUUGGUUACUGUCUUAAAUAGUUCUGGGUAAAUAAGUGUUUCUGACUGUACUAAUAACAAUAAUAAAAAAGAAAGCAUUG